Molecule: messenger RNA, 1040 nt
Organism: Mustela lutreola (European mink)
Lineage: Eukaryota; Metazoa; Chordata; Mammalia; Carnivora; Mustelidae
Product: dynein heavy chain domain-containing protein 1-like
Exons: 1
Coding region: 192-1040 (282 amino acids)
Biological process (GO): microtubule-based movement
Cellular component (GO): dynein complex
Molecular function (GO): dynein intermediate chain binding; minus-end-directed microtubule motor activity; dynein light intermediate chain binding
Source: RefSeq, a predicted model, not a curated record
GUCAGUAUCUGUGUUGGGGUGGGGAACAGUCUGUGUAAUGCCCCCCUCUCAAGAAUCUGAACCGCAGUACCAACAAAGGUGUAGGAGGGGGCAAUAUUCACAGUUACGAGAUGGUGGCUUAAUGUGUCACUCCUCCCCUUCACCUCCAAGAGCUAGGGGAGCCAGAUGCUUUGGCAGAGUGCAGGGCCCAGAUGCACCUCUUGCCCACACCGCCGGAACCCCAGAGCUGCGGACUGAGUGUUGGCUCCCAGGCCUGGCUGUUACGACGCCAGAGUCGCACACUCUUAAGCGCGCUGCAGCAAACUUUACCCACUUGGGUUCCUGCGUCUCGUGGGAGCUCCCGACGCACUGAAAAGCAGCUGCGGCAGCGCCUAGUGCAGGCCAAGCGGAGGCUGGAGUCGCUGCGGGCUCUGCUGAGGGAGACCGCAGGCCAGGAAGAGUCUGACGCCGAGUGGGUGGUGCUCAGACUGAGCUCACAGCGGCCUCUGCAGGCCUUCCUCCAGACAGAGGUGCUGGAGCUGAGCCAGCUGGUGGGAGCAGUGCUCCAGGACCUGGAUUGCCUGUUGCAGCAGCUGCAGGGUGCGCCCCCGUGUGCUUCCCCGCGCUGUGUCGCGGUGGCUCAAGCUCUCUGGACUGGCCGCCUACCUCCGCCUUGGCGUCGCCAUGCGCCUGCCGGCCCACAGCCACCCUGGCACUGGCUGCGACAGCUGUCACGCCGUGGGCAGCUGUUGGUUCGCUACCUAGGCGUGAACACCAACGUACCAGAGCGCAUCUUUCACCUAUCAGCCUUUUGCCACCCACGCCGCCUGCUGCUGUCACUGCAUUGGGAGGCUACCUUUGCUACGGCCGCCCUGAACCCGUCUGUGCCUAGCUCAAAUUUACCUGCCUUCCAAGGCUCCGCUCCAGUGGGCUCCCCCAUAAUCAGGAGCCUGAAACAGCAACCCUUAACCCUGCCAACCGUAUCUCAUGAACCAUUCACGUAUCUGCCCCUCAAUCCCAGCUUCCCCCCUCCAUUUACACUUCGCCCCUCAAUUCCCUGA